GAAACGCAUGUGACUGUAUCUACCAACAUUCUCUUGUUCUGAAAACCAGUUUCUGGUGCUACCACCUCUUUGGUAACCAUGAAUCCAUAAUAAGCUCCAGCAGUAUCCUCAGAGGUGACCAUAUAUUGUUAUGUUUUGUUGGUGGCAGAUAAUCGAUAACGACGGACUGUGUUUUUACUAUUAAACAAUAAAAAUAAACGACAGCAAAAGUGGUCCAUUAGACGAUAUUUUUGUCUUAUGCUCAAUGGUCCAAUAAUUUAUUUAUACAUGGAAGGAAAUAGAGCAGAAUCUACGUUUACUAUUGUAUCUAAAAGUACUAAUACUACAAAAGUUAACAAGAUAACAGAAUGUCUGAAAAACAACAUGUUUCUUGGGUUUAUCUUGGCAUCUGUUGCAUUUGGAAUAAUUCUAGGGCUUGUUCUAAGACCAUUAAAACUCAGCAGUGAUGCUAUUACAUUGAUUUCAUACCCUGGAGAUUUAUUUUUGAGAACACUCAAGCUGAUGGUGCUGCCAUUUAUUAUAUCAUGUUUAAUCAUUGGAGCUGCAAACUUAGACAUCAGUAAAAAUGGUAAAGUAGCAGUUCGAACUAUAGUUUAUUUUGUACUUACGUCGGUGUUUAAUGUUUGUUUGGGCUUGACAUUGGGUUUACUUGUGCGUCCAGGAAAUCCAGACUUAAGGGCAACAACAAAUGCUACGUCAUUUUCCGGGCCAAAAAAAAUGCACAUCAUGGACGGAUUUCUCGACAUGGGCAGGAAUUUAUUGCCAGAUAAUUUAUUUCAAGCUGCAUUUCAACAGACAUUAACUGAAUAUGACACAAUAAUAAAUUCAGAUGGUAUAAAAACUUUUAAAAAAGUUGUAAGAUACAAAGAUGGAACAAAUACAUUGGGUAUCAUAUUUUUUUGUCUGAUUUUUGGAACAAUAUUGGGAACUUUAGGAGAACGUAAGCGCCCUGUACUUAAUUUUUUUACAGUUACAUACGAAGUAAUGCAAAAGAUACUCACUGGCGUAAUACGAUUUACACCAAUCGGAGUGGCAAGCGUCAUAUGUGGUAAAAUAAUCACCUUGGCUGACCUUUACGGAACACUCAUUCAACUCAGCCUCUUUAUUAUGACUACUGUUGGCGGAUUUCUUUUCUAUCAACUCAUAGUCUUGCAACUUAUAUACUUUUUUAUUAUAAAAAAAUCUCCAUGGUCGUAUUAUAUUUCAUUAGGACCUGCACUAGCUACUGCCUUUGCCACAGCCUCCAAGUCGGCCUCACUACCGAUAACCUUCAAAGUCUUAGACGAAAAGUUAAAGAUGAAUCCGAAAAUAACAAAAUUUGUAUUGCCAAUUGGUACUAUCAACAUGGAUGGAUCAGCACUUUACUUAAGUGUAGCACUCUUAUUUUUGGCGCAAAUUAAUAAUAUCACAUUAGGCAUUGGAGAAAUAUUCACUAUUGGCUUAGCUUGUACUGCUGCCAGUAUGUCCUCAGCUGCUAUUCCGUCAGCGGCCAUUGUUCUUGUUGUGAUGUUAUGCAGUAUAAUUAAUGUAUCCACUGAUGAUGUUUCUCUAUUGUUUGCAGUAGAUUGGCUUGUGGACAGAUUCAGGACUACAAAUAAUCUUAUAGGAGACUGUUACACCGUAGCAAUUGUUCAACAUUUAUCCAAAGAAGAACUAGAGAAUGAUUAUGCUGAAGAAAAAGAAGAAAUAGACGGUGCUCACAUUAAUGGCACAUUUAUUAUGCAAGAACAUCCUUUACCAAAUCCCAAUUGUACCAACACGCCAGUAUAAUUGGUUGGAACUCGCAACUUUUGAUAAAACGCCUUAAUUGUUCAACAAAUUUCUUUGAAACUCUAGUAUUAUAUAGUUGUUAUUACUUAAAUUUUUUAUUUUAUAAUAUUGUAUGCAGUACAAAUAUUAUAUGAACUGUUAAUGUUUUUUGUAAUUAUAAAUCUGUGACAUUU
Daktulosphaira vitifoliae (grape phylloxera) is the source of this 1943-nucleotide messenger RNA. RefSeq names its product excitatory amino acid transporter 3 (gene Eaat2). Bases 238 to 1770 code for a protein of 510 amino acids. Gene Ontology annotation, biological process: L-glutamate transmembrane transport. Gene Ontology annotation, cellular component: plasma membrane. The transcript is spliced from 12 exons. NCBI's taxonomy places the organism in Eukaryota, Metazoa, Arthropoda, Insecta, Hemiptera, Phylloxeridae. Gene Ontology annotation, molecular function: neutral L-amino acid transmembrane transporter activity; L-glutamate transmembrane transporter activity; glutamate:sodium symporter activity. The record is from RefSeq and is a predicted model, not a curated record.